Messenger RNA from Sinocyclocheilus grahami, 1402 nucleotides. It is a transcript of the gene abhd6a, whose product is annotated as abhydrolase domain containing 6, acylglycerol lipase a. Gene Ontology annotation, cellular component: membrane; AMPA glutamate receptor complex. Lineage: Eukaryota; Metazoa; Chordata; Actinopteri; Cypriniformes; Cyprinidae. Gene Ontology annotation, biological process: acylglycerol catabolic process. The transcript is spliced from 9 exons. The record is from RefSeq and is a predicted model, not a curated record. Gene Ontology annotation, molecular function: monoacylglycerol lipase activity. Bases 138 to 1094 code for a protein of 318 amino acids.
CCUUUAAAUCGAGCGAGCUUCCCUGUUCACGGCGAACGGGCUUCUGGCGCGCAGCUCCGCCGCGGAUCAAAGGGUGACGUGCCUCGGCUUUGAUCUGUCUUCACGAUACAUUCAUACGUUCUACAGACAUUGAAAGGAUGGAUUUGGACGUGGUGAACAUGUUCAUCAUUGCCGGCGGGACGCUGGCGAUCCCCAUCCUGGCUUUUGUAGCCUCCUUCCUGCUCUGGCCUGCAGCUCUCAUUAAAGUUUAUCACUGGUAUUGGCGCAGAAGGCUGGGAAUGCAGGUGGAUUAUGCUGAAUAUGAAGGAUAUCGCUUCUGUUACUCUCACAGAGGGACUCCAGGCACCCGUCCGUCCGUCCUCUUGUUACACGGCUUCUCUGCACACAAAGACAUGUGGCUCGGUGUGGUCAAGUUUCUUCCUAAAAAUAUGCACCUGGUGUGUGUUGACAUGCCGGGACAUGAGGGUACGACCCGCAGCAGUGCUGUGGAUUACUCCAUCGAGGGCCAAGUCAAACGGAUACAUCAGGUGGGUAUUUUCUGGGGGGGAAAUUAUAUAUAUAUAUAUUCUCUAACAGACAUUUCUUCUCAAACAUUUCUCGCUCUGGCAGGUCUCCAGUAUCCCACUGAAAGUAAGUUUGUUCAGCGUUUGAGGGAACUGGAGAAAGCUCAGGACAGUGACGGGAUCCCGCUGAUACCCUCCACACCAGAAGAGAUGGAGGAGAUGCUCAAACUGUGUUCCUAUGUACGCUUUAAGAUCCCUAAACAGAUUCUUCAAGGACUGGUUGACGUCCGUCUUCCUAACAAUGACUUCUACCGCGAGUGUUUCAUGGAGCUUGUCGGAGAGAAAUCCAGACACUCUUUACAUGAGAACAUGCAUCUCAUUUCAACUCCUCUACAAGUUAUUUGGGGGAAAAACGACCAGGUGUUAGACGUGUCUGGGGCUUCAGUUCUGGCCAGAGCCAUCCCAGGAUCUCAGGUUCAUCUGCUAGACAACUGUGGUCAUUCAGUAGUGAUGGAGCGGCCGAGGAAAUCCGCCCAGCUCAUCAUGGACUUUAUCAUCUCACAACAGAACAGCAACAAGAAACUGUCCUAAAACUGGACUUCAUAUAUCUUUAAUAUGUGGCUUCAUGGUUGGUUGAAGGUUAAGGAUCUCGGCUGCAAACCUAAAAGUUGCUGGGUUGAUCUCGAGAGAAGGUGAAGCAGAGAUCUGAAAGAUACAGAUUUCACAGUCCUGCUGUGUAAUUGAUUACUCUUUGUUGUAAGUCAAUGCAGUUUGUGCACAGAAACAUGCUUUGGAUCAAAGACUCUUAAAAAGCAACAAUAUAUGAUUUUACUGUGGAAGCCUGUUUCCGCCUCUGAGUAAAAAAUAAAAAAGGGAAUUUUGACUUUUUAUCUCACAAU